AAAAAAUACCGGAAGCGCCCACUCGACCAAACUACCCUCCAGAGUGCAGACUCGCAGUCGCAGCAGCCGCCGCCGACGUCGCCGCCGCCUCGCCUCGCCCUCCCCUCCCAAUCCAAUCCGGCGGCACCGUUCCGAUUUCCGAAUCGAUGGAGCCGUCGAACCGCACCAGCUCGAGUCGUAGGGGGCAAAAUCCUCGUCCCGAUUCUCCUCCUCCGGAUUCUCCUCUGCCUUCCUCUCCUGCUCCUCCUCCUCCUCCCGAUUCUCCUCUUAAUCGUCCACUACCGCCGUCUCUUUCUCUUUCUUUCCCACCACCUCCUCCUCGUCCUCAUCCCCGUCCACCUCUUUCUCGCCAAUCACCUCUGCUGCAGUUGUCCGCGAGGGAGCGCCCCACUUAUUGGCGCUCGCGUCCCACAAGUCCCCAUUUUACAUUGAAUUCAGUAAAUAGGUACCAGACACUAUCGCUGCUUGAUUGCGACGACGAUAUACCUUCUGCUUCUGAAUCAUCUGCAGGGCACGGCGCUGAUAACAAUGAUAUGCAAAAUCCUGUUGAAGAUGGUUCUGUUCGUCAACACGGGUGCAAUGUGCUGCUGGAUGACGGAGAAUCUCUUAAUUCUGACUCAUCUGCCUGUUCCGAUUGUGAUGUUGAGAGUGAUGAGGAUGGAGAUUGCUCUAUUGGUAAUCCUUUUCUUACAGAUGGGUAUGGAAACAAAACAACUUGGAGGUUGAGUGACCUAAAUGCAGAAUUCACCAAGUAUUUAGAGGAGCAAGCAAGUAAACCAAAAGAAAAGAAACUCACAAAAGAAGAAAGGCUGAAAGUUCAUAGCAAUCGCAUGGAGCGAUACAUGAAAUCUGCUCUCCAGAAGUACAAUGCUGAAGAGAAACUUUCUGAGGAUAUGUACUUCGAGUUUGAUAAAGUUCAAUGUCAUAAUUGGAUUGUUGAAGGAGACUAUGACAAUCAGUUCUAUUACCAUUUCAAUUUUUCAGCUACACAAGCUUGCUCCACAACCUGCUUAUUUUUUGCUGAAGCGAUCCCAAAUGAUGGAGACAGCUUUGAUACCUCCUGCAAGCUCUUAACUGAUGGUGACAAUGGACAUUGCUACGGUUGCAAAAAUGCACAUGUGGACGAUAUGAGGCAUCCAGCCUGUGGCAAUGUCUAUGUUGGGGGUCAUAUAGACCAGACGUUCCCUUUUAUGAUUGACACCGAGAGUGAGGAUGACAGUGAUUGAGAGGUCCGUAGCAUCUACAUGAUAUCGACUAAGGGAUGGAAGAAAAGGAAUGAGAACCUGUGCUGUUGGUCUGCGAAUAAUUUACGGUUGCCACACCUAAGUGUGGUAAUAGGAUGUCUCCCAGUCCAACUAGUAUUACUUUUGGCAUCAGCACUUUAUGUGAGAUGUAGUUUUUUUUGUUCUGAGGAUGGUGCUCUGAACGUUGUAACUACUUGCAAAAUGUUUUUUUCUUCACUCCGGAGCCUGCUACUACUCUAUAAGACCAUUAUUUGAUGAACUCCCAAUUACAAAGCUCUACCUGUUGGACCCUUA
Molecule: messenger RNA, 1538 nt
Organism: Lolium perenne
Lineage: Eukaryota; Viridiplantae; Streptophyta; Magnoliopsida; Poales; Poaceae
Source: RefSeq, a predicted model, not a curated record